AUUCGUCUUGUUUACACUUGAGGAAUAGAAAAAGAUAAUUUCCUGAUAUUGUGUCAAGAAAUUCCUCUUUAUCGGCUAUUUCCACCCAUUUCGCGGCUGUUACAAAACUGCAACAUAUUCCGAGAAGCUCCAUUUAUUGCAGGGUGACACAAGAAGAACCAUGGUUCUGCCCAGUCAGUCUCCCUGUGUAGCAGGGUUAUGUUCUCUGGCGGAGGAAUUGAAAAACGAGGCAUAAGCAAAGCCGUGAACAAGCGCAGCAGCAGCAGGAGAAGCAGCAGUAGCAGCACCGGCAGCGGCAGCACCAGUGGAAGCAGUAGCGGAAGUGGCAGCAGUAGUGGUAGCAGCAGCGAGAGUGGCCGAAGCAACAACAGUGGCAGCAGCAGCGGCAGUGGCAGCGGAAGUGGCAGCGGUAGCACCCCCCUCGGCUCCCCCCCACACGUGCAGAUGGCUUCCCACGAGUCACUCAACUCCGAGUCCAAGUCUAGCUCUCUCAACUCUAAACUGGGACAUGAGUCUGCAGGGUCUCCCUCGGCUGGGUCUCCCUCCCCCCCAAAGAGCGUCUGCUCCUCCAGCUCCACUUCCACUGACCAACACCACCACCACCAACUUGCGCAUGUCCUCAACGCUACCUCAAAACUGACUGUCCGGGAAGGAACCAGAACUCUCCGCCCUGAUGAGCCCACGCUAGUCCCUGGGGAGCACAUGGAGGGGACAGCCCGGGAGGUCACCUACCUCUGCCCCUACACAGGCCCCAAGAAGGGCACUCUCUCAGUCACAAAUUACCGCCUCUACUUCCGCAGCCCCGAGACCGACCCCCCAUUUGAGUUGGAGGUGCCCCUGGGAGUGGUUUCUAGAAUCGAGAAAGUGGGAGGUGCCAACACAAGUCGAGGAGAAAACUCGUAUGGCAUUGAAAUAUUCUGUAAGGACAUAAGAAAUCUCCGAUUUGCACAUAAACAGGAGAAUCACUCAAGGCGCAUGGUGACAGAGAAGCUGCUGCAGUACGCGUUUCCGGCUUCUCACAAACUGCCAUUCUUUGCUUUUGAGUAUUGUGAGCAGUAUCCGGAAAAUGGCUGGACUGUUUAUGAGCCUAUUGCCGAGUUAAAGAGACAGGGACUGCCCAAUGAAUCUUGGCGCAUCACGAGAUUAAAUGAGGACUACGAGCUCUGUGAGACGUACCCUGCUGUGUGGGCCGUGCCAGCAGCUGCCUCAGACACAGACCUGCGCAAUGUGGCAGCUUUCAGAAGCAGAGGAAGAAUCCCGGUCCUGAGUUGGAUUCAUCCUGAGAGCCAGGCCACCAUCACCAGGUGUGCUCAGCCCCUGGUGGGUGUGAGUGGGAAACGCAGCCGUGAUGACGAAGCUUACAUUCAACACAUUAUGGAUGCCAAUGCACAGAGUCACAAGAUCUUUAUCAUGGAUGCAAGACCAAGUGUAAAUGCUGUUGCCAAUAAGGCUCGGGGUGGAGGCUACGAGAGUGAAGACGCCUACCAGAAUGCUGAAGUCCAGUUCCUUGACAUUCACAACAUCCACGUCAUGAGAGAAUCCCUCCGCAAGCUGCAGGAGGUGUGCUACCCACACAUUGACAAUGCCCACUGGCUAAGUAAUCUUGAGGCAACGCAUUGGCUAGACCACAUUAGGUGUGUUUUGAGUGGAGCCCUAAGGAUUGCAGACAAGGUCGAAAGCCUCAAGACCAGUGUUGUCGUUCACUGUUCUGAUGGAUGGGAUCGCACAGCUCAGUUGACAGCUUUGGCCAUGCUGAUGCUGGAUGGAUACUACCGCACCAUUCCAGGCUUUGCUGUUCUUAUUGAGAAGGAGUGGCUCAGUUUUGGCCAUAAGUUUGCCCAGCGCAUUGGGCAUGGAGAUGACCGGCAUCAGGACGAGGACCGGUCACCAGUCUUCCUGCAGUUUGUGGAUUGCGUGUGCCAGGUGAUGAAGCAGUUCCCUCAUGCAUUCCAAUUCACGGAGGAUUUGCUCAUCACUGUCUUGGAUCACUUGUAUUCCUGUCUUUUCGGGACUUUCCUUUAUAACAGCGAGAGAGAGCGAAUGGAAAAGGAAGUCAAGACCAAGACGGUGUCGCUAUGGUCACUCAUCCUCAGCAAUCCUUCGGACUUCGAGAAUCCCCUUUAUAACCCCGCCACCCGCCACCACGUUCUCUUCCCCCUCACUUCAAUGCGCCACCUGUGCCUAUGGGAUAAGUACUACUGCCGCUGGAACCCUUCCAUGCGCCCACAGGAACCAGUUCAUAUCCGCUUCAAAGAACUGCUCCAUGUCAAGGGCCAGUUGGAGAGAAGAGUUGAUGAGCUUCGGAGGGAACUGGCAGCAAGGCAGACACAUGACUCUCCACGUGUGACUUCUGCCAUUGUUUAAUAUCCAAGGAGGCUAAUUAGAAGCUAGUUAAUUUUUUUUAUGGAUGAAGGAGUGAUUAUGUGAAUUUAUUUUCCAUUUUUUUCCCAUUUUGAGAGGGACAGUGGAGGGGAAAGAUUGACCAAACCAUUGAGGGCUGUCAAAAUGAUGGAGAAACAUAAAACUGGAUUUCUUUUUCUCUUUUCUUUUUACAUGGAUUAAACCCGCCUCGUACAAAGAAGGGUGAUGUUAAAUAUUCAUUCUAAAAUGAAAUCAUGAAUAGUACUCCAGUUCUUGGGCAUGAUUUUCACAAUAGAAUUAUUUAAGAUUCAUAAGAAUUUUUGUUAUGGUAAUGGACAUUUUUUUUUUUACACAUAUAUAUUUACGUAAUAUCUGAAUGACAUAGCCAUAAAUAAAACCGCAGGUGCAUGUAAAUCCAGUGUCUAGGAAGGUUCUUGAUUAGCCACAGUUAUGAUUUAGACUGGCAUUUGUUAGUAUGUCAAAUAUAUGAAUCCUUUUAGACUGUUGCAUGUUAAAGAUUAUCUUUCAUGGAGUCUUUUUUGCUCCAAAUACAGUCAUCUAGGUUUUAAAACAUUAGUUACAAGUACUCUAAUGUAGAAAAGGUAGGCAUGAGAAUGAAUAUCUUCACAGUGUAAAUGUACUUGUCUGGUUUUUAUUGUAUCUGUGUCAGAAAUAUUUGUAUUUCUGACAAAAUUAUAAUCAAAACCAGAUGAAUAUCUUUUGCACUGUGAAGAUAUACAUUCUUAUUCAUACCUCCUCAACAUCUGUCACAGUAAACUAUGUUCAAGUACUGUGAUAUAUUGUGUUUAAACCUAUGAGAACCCCUCUUCCCCUCCCUCUCCUUACCCUCGUGAACCCCUCAGAGAAUGUUCAAAUAGUCCAGAUGUAAACACAGGUGUAUUUGUGCCUCUGUUUUUAUAAAUGAUUCCUUUUUUUUUAUCAUUAUUAUUAUUAUCAUCUUAGAGGACCAGAUAACUUUGAUAUAUAUACAGUAUAUAAUAUAUGAAUAUAUAUAUAUGACAGUCUCGCAGUUUCUGUUUUCUUUUUAUGUUCUUUCUUUCUGUCAUCAAGGGUAAGGAAACACCCUAGAAAUCUUGUAAACAGAGAGAGAAGAAGAAAAAGUGACUGCUGGUGCUUUCGUAGUGAGUUAAUCCUCGUACUAUGGUUUAUCAAAAUCAGUCGUUCAUUAACCACAAGACAAGACAUUCAGGUUGGAGCAACGACAGAAAGAUUACAAAUCAUUCAAGAGAUUAGUAUGUGCUAGGAUGUUCCUGUUGAUCGUUUGUAAAUAGGAGUGUGUACGUGAAGAGAGUGCAUGAUCGGUUGCAAGUUGAAGAUAUACAAGGCAGUUGCUGAUUGUGGCAUUUGUCACAUGUUUGUGACUUUUUUAUGACUUUUGUCUGCAAUAGGAAAUGAUUGACAGAAUGAGCUGGUGUUGAUGUGGACUUCUUUUUUGUCUGUCCACUCAUAGUUAUAUUAUAUUGAAUGUUUGAUAUGUUACUGUAUUCAUAUUCAAAGAGGAUUGAGUGGCAACACAAGGCACAAAUUCCUUGCCAUUUUCAUUAUUAUUGCAUUAAUAACCUUUAAAUAUGGAAAAUUGAAAGUACAGAAGGCAUGCCUUAAUUAUGUUAUUCUUAUCAAAGCUUCAAAGCAUGACAAUGUAUGUUAACAAUAAGGAAGAUAUAUUGUUAGAACUCACUAGUCUAUAAAACAGAUUAUAGGUAUAUGGUUACCUUUUUUAUUGAUUGCCCCAAUGUUGAUUAAGUACUGAUGUAUAAUUUAUCUUUUUUUUCUUCUCAUUCAGAACAUUCAUUGUUUAGUUUUUCUCUGUUUUAAAUUGUGAGUACUGUAGAAGCUGCGUAUGUUAAAAGUUAAUUGCAGCAGACGAGUACGAAGUCAAAUUAUGUACAGUAUGGUACGCAUAUGGGGAUAAUCUUGUUGUAUGAUAGAAUCGUUAUUAGAUACCUUCACAUAUAUUAUGCAACACAAUUUUGAAUAUUCAAUUUUUGUAUACAAAUAAAAACAUACAAAUGUGAA
This is a messenger RNA of Penaeus vannamei (Pacific white shrimp), 4398 nucleotides long. The record is from RefSeq and is a predicted model, not a curated record. Lineage: Eukaryota; Metazoa; Arthropoda; Malacostraca; Decapoda; Penaeidae.